Magallana angulata is the source of this 1061-nucleotide messenger RNA. RefSeq lists its product as uncharacterized. NCBI's taxonomy places the organism in Eukaryota, Metazoa, Mollusca, Bivalvia, Ostreida, Ostreidae. The coding region runs from base 46 to 948 and encodes 300 amino acids. The transcript has 4 exons. The record is from RefSeq and is a predicted model, not a curated record.
AGCACUUGCUUUUAUAUCUAGAAGCUUAAAGCACAUAGAAAUAUCAUGCUGAAGGAACUUUGUCUGCUACUUUGCGCCACAUAUGUUGCUGCAACCUUCAGCACAGGUUACCCCUCCUAUCCCACCAAUCCAUACCAGCCCUAUCCCUCUUCUGGAGGAUCUAGAUACGUAGUUUACCUCCAAUAUCUGUACUACCUGUACGUAACCUAUGGACCAACCUCUAUCCAGUACCGUCAGCUCUACUACUACCUGAUCCGAAUCCACGUCAUUCCUUCAGGAUUCAACUUUGGGGGCUCUCCUGGUGGGUUUCCAUUAGGAGGUUCCACUGGAGGAUUCCCAAUCGGCGGUGGUAUUGGAGGACUUCCACUAGGAGGAUCUGGCUCUCCAUUCGGCGGAAGUGGUUUGGGAGGCGGAUUCCUAAUUGGAGGCAGUAGUAUAGGGAGUGGUUUACCCAUUGGAGGAUCAAGUUUCCCAAUUGGAGGCGGUAGUCCAGGAAGCAGUUUUCCAAUCGGUGGUGGAAUAACUGGAUUUCCUGUUGGAGGAUCUGGCUUUCCAGGAAACGGUUUAGGGGGAAGUAUCCCUAUCGGAGGCGGAAGUCUAGGAAGUGGUUUGCCAGUUGGAGGAUCUAGUUUCCCAAUUGGAGGAUCAAAUUUCCCAAUUGGAGGAGGAAGUCCAAGUCUUGGCGGAUUUCCAUCAAAUGGUGGUUCGCUAAGCUUCUCUGGCAGCGGUUCUAGCUUCCAGUCUGGUAGCUCUGGAUUCCUCAGGGGAGGAUCCCCAAUUUCCGGUGGAUUAUUCCCAGGAUCAUCUGGUCUGAGUGGAUUUCCUAGCGGACUUUCUGGCCUAACAUCUGGACUAAGUAGUUUAAGUGGUUUAAACAAUGGAUUCCCAGGAAGUUUUGGUCCAAGCAGAGGUCAUGGCGGAUACAAAUCCAAAGGAGGCAUUUACUAAGCUGUGGAUUUGAACUUUGAUUAUCGAACAUGGAUUUAGAAACUGAAUUUGCCAACAUUUGAUGUGUAAAUAUUUAUGUGUAAUGGAUAUUAAUAAACAGUAGAAACCAAUAA